AUGAAGUCACUGGCCUCCAGUGUGGAAUCAGACGUAGGGUCAGACUGCAAUGGCAGCCAUCAGAACACACAGCAGAAGCAAAAACAUCCCCGAAAGAAGAACAAAAAAAAUUUCCUAAGGUUGUGGAGCUCAGGAAAUCAGGACCUCCAGUCACUAAGGCCAACUCCCGAGGAAGCCCAUGAAUGGGCAGAAUCUUUGGACAAACUGCUAUUACACCCAUAUGGUCGAGCUGCUUUUCACGCUUUCUUGAAGUCAGAAUUCAGCGAAGAGAACUUGGACUUCUGGAUGGCCUGUGAAGAUUAUCGAAAACUCCGAGGAUGUGACAAACUCCAGGAUAGUGCAAAAAAGAUUUUUGACCAAUAUAUCACGAUCCAAGCUCCAAAAGAGGUGAACCUUGAUUCCCAGACCAGAGAUGUUACCAAUCGGAACAUUUUGCUCCCCACCCGGUCUUGCUUUGACCAAGCCCAAAAGAGGAUCUUUGGGUUGAUGGAGAAAGACUCGUAUCCUCGCUUCCUUCGUUCCCUUGUCUAUCAAGAUCUGGUACAGCCUGAUAAAGAGCAGCUGAAUGGCCCCUUGUAAAUCUGCGGCAUUUGCCCUUCCUCUU
Protobothrops mucrosquamatus (brown spotted pit viper) is the source of this 604-nucleotide messenger RNA. RefSeq names its product regulator of G-protein signaling 8. The transcript has 6 exons. NCBI's taxonomy places the organism in Eukaryota, Metazoa, Chordata, Lepidosauria, Squamata, Viperidae. The record is from RefSeq and is a predicted model, not a curated record. Bases 1 to 579 code for a protein of 192 amino acids.